GCAUCUCCCCGCCGGGGGCCCCGGGGGCCGCGGAGCCGCCGCCGCCGCUGCUGCCGCCGCUGCUGAGACCCAGCGGGCGAUGGGAUGAAGAUGAGACGCUAUAAGCUCUUUCUCAUGUUCUGUAUGGCCGGCCUGUGCCUCAUCUCCUUCCUGCACUUCUUUAAGACCCUGUCCUAUGUCACCUUCCCCCGAGAACUGGCCUCCCUCAGCCCUAACCUGGUGUCCAGCUUUUUCUGGAACAAUGCCCCCGUCACGCCCCAGGCCAGCCCGGAGCCGGGUAGCCUGGACCUGCUGCGGACCCCGCUCUAUUCCCACUCGCCCCUGCUCCAGCCGCUCUCGCCGAGCAGGGCCACCGAGGAGCUGCACCGGACGGACUUCGUGCUGCCCGAGGACACCACUGAGUAUUUCGUGCGCACCAGAGCCGGCGGCGUCUGUUUCAAGCCAGGUACCAAGAUGCUGGAGAAGCCCCCGUCGGGGCGGCCGGAGGAGAAGGCGGAGGGCGGCGGCGGCUCCUCGGCGCGGGGCCCGGCGCGGCACCUGCUGAGCGCGCGGGAGCGCGCGGGGGGCCGCGGGGGCGCGCGGCGCAAGUGGGUGGAGUGCGUGUGCCUGCCGGGCUGGCACGGGCCGAGCUGCGGCGUGCCCACCGUGGUCCAGCACUCCAACCUGCCCACCAAGGAGCGCCUGGUGCCCCGGGAGGUGCCGCGCCGCGUCAUCAACGCCAUCAACGUCAACCACGAGUUCGACCUGCUGGACGUGCGCUUCCACGAGCUGGGCGACGUGGUGGACGCCUUCGUGGUGUGCGAGUCCAACUUCACGGCCUACGGCGAGCCGCGGCCGCUCAAGUUCCGCGAGAUGCUGACCAACGGCACCUUCGAGUACAUCCGGCACAAGGUGCUCUACGUCUUCCUGGACCACUUCCCGCCGGGCGGGCGGCAGGACGGCUGGAUCGCCGACGACUACCUGCGCACCUUCCUGACGCAGGACGGCGUGUCGCGGCUGCGCAACCUGCGGCCCGACGACGUCUUCAUCAUCGACGACGCCGACGAGAUCCCCGCGCGCGACGGCGUGCUCUUCCUCAAGCUCUACGACGGCUGGACCGAGCCCUUCGCCUUCCACAUGCGCAAGUCGCUCUACGGCUUCUUCUGGAAGCAGCCGGGCACCCUGGAGGUGGUGUCGGGCUGCACGGUGGACAUGCUGCAGACGGUGUACGGGCUGGACGGCAUCCGCCUGCGGCGCCGCCAGUACUACACGAUGCCCAACUUCCGCCAGUACGAGAACCGCACCGGCCACAUCCUCGUGCAGUGGUCCCUGGGCAGCCCCCUGCACUUCGCCGGCUGGCACUGCUCCUGGUGCUUCACCCCCGAGGGCAUCUACUUCAAGCUCGUGUCGGCCCAGAACGGCGACUUCCCGCGCUGGGGGGACUACGAGGACAAGCGGGACCUCAACUACAUCCGCAGCCUGAUCCGCACCGGGGGCUGGUUUGACGGCACGCGGCAGGAGUACCCCCCCGCCGACCCCAGCGAGCACAUGUACGCCCCCAAGUACCUGCUCAAGAACUACCACCAGUUCCGCUACCUGCUGGACAACCCCUACCAGGAGCCCAAGGGUGUGGGGGAGGGUGGGCAGCGGCACAAGGGUCCCGAGGGAAGGCCGCCUGCCAGGGGCAAAUUGGACACGGUUGAAGGCUAAGGCUGCAUGAUCUUACAGGGCCGGUGGCAGGGAGGGGGCGGCCCCUCCUAUUAUCUUCCUGCCUCCCUCUGCCAUCUGGCUGGUUCCUGAGAGGACCAGGAGUGGGUGGUGGAGGAGUCCUCCUUACCUAGCUCUUUGUGAAUCCGGGUCAAGCCUCUGAGCUCACAAAACAUCCUUCCUGUCAGGAGAGGGGAGUGUGGCCCGGGGUGCUGUGACAGGAGGUGCCCGUGGAGAGUGCAUGAUGGUUACUGGGUAGCAGGG
Messenger RNA from Diceros bicornis minor, 1950 nucleotides. It is a transcript of the gene MGAT3, whose product is annotated as beta-1,4-mannosyl-glycoprotein 4-beta-N-acetylglucosaminyltransferase. NCBI's taxonomy places the organism in Eukaryota, Metazoa, Chordata, Mammalia, Perissodactyla, Rhinocerotidae. Gene Ontology annotation, cellular component: membrane. Gene Ontology annotation, biological process: protein N-linked glycosylation; N-acetylglucosamine metabolic process. Gene Ontology annotation, molecular function: beta-1,4-mannosylglycoprotein 4-beta-N-acetylglucosaminyltransferase activity. The coding region runs from base 85 to 1689 and encodes 534 amino acids. The record is from RefSeq and is a predicted model, not a curated record. The transcript has 2 exons.